Rangifer tarandus platyrhynchus (Svalbard reindeer) is the source of this 606-nucleotide messenger RNA. The record is from the annotation of a GenBank genome assembly. Lineage: Eukaryota; Metazoa; Chordata; Mammalia; Artiodactyla; Cervidae.
AUGAUGAACAUUGCUUUCAACACACCCACAGAGGUGCAAAAAGAGGACGCGCAGCAAGACGUGGAGGCCCUUGUAAGCCGCGCGGUCCAAGCCCAGAUCCUGACCGGCAAGGAACUCCAAGUUGCUGCCAAGGAAGAAACAUGUUCCUCUGGGAGAUGUAUGCUUUUUCCUCUUAGGCCUUUCAUUCAUCUUGGCAGGACUUAUUGUUGGUGGAGCCUAUACAAGUACUUCAUGCCAAAGAGUACCAUCUACCAUGGAGAAAUGUGCUUCUUUGAUUCUGAGGCUCCUACAAAUGCCCUCCAAGGAGGGGAACCCUACUUCCUGCCUGUGAUGGAAGAGGCUGACAUUCGUGAGGAUGACAACAUUGCAAUCAUUGAUGUGCCUGUUCCCAGAUUCUCUGAUAGUGACCCUGCAGCAAUUAUUCAUGACUUCGAAAAAGGCAUGACUGCUUACCUGGACUUGCUGCUAGGGAACUGCUAUCUGGUGCCUCUGAAUACCUCCAUUGUUAUGCCUCCAAAGAAUCUGGUGGAGCUCUUUGGCAAACUGGCAGACCCCUAUAAUUCAGAUGUUGGUGAACUUAAUGCUGUCCCAGCGGUCUUGAGAUGA